Molecule: messenger RNA, 462 nt
Organism: Carassius carassius (crucian carp)
Lineage: Eukaryota; Metazoa; Chordata; Actinopteri; Cypriniformes; Cyprinidae
Product: zinc finger protein 723-like
Exons: 2
Coding region: 1-462 (153 amino acids)
Cellular component (GO): nucleus
Source: RefSeq, a predicted model, not a curated record
AUGUGCUUUGAGUGUGAAAAGACUUUUAGUUCAGUGAGCACUUUAAAACGGCACCAGAGGAUCCACACUGGAGAGAAACCUUAUAAAUGUUCACACUGUGACAAGAGAUUCAAUCAAUCAGCAAAUCUGAAAACACACGAGAGGAUUCACACUGGAGAGAAACUUUAUAAAUGUUCACAUUGUGACAAGAGAUUCAUUCAAGCAUCAACUCUGAAAACACAUGAGAGGAUUCACACUGGAGAGAAACCUUAUAAGUGUUCACACUGUGACAAGAGAUUCAGUGAUUCGGCACAGCUGAAAACACAUAAGAGGAUUCACACUGGAGAUAAACCUUACAAGUGUGCACACUGUGACAAGAGAUUCAGUGUGUCAUCAAGUCUGAAAACACAUGAGAGGAUUCACACUGGAGAGAAACCAUGUAAGUGUGCACACUGUGACAAGAGAUUCAAUAAGGAUAUGUAA